Molecule: messenger RNA, 804 nt
Organism: Knipowitschia caucasica
Lineage: Eukaryota; Metazoa; Chordata; Actinopteri; Gobiiformes; Gobiidae
Source: the annotation of a GenBank genome assembly
AUGCAGAGAUCUCUGGAUCCCCUGGCCGACUUUUAUGAGAGAACCCAACGUUCAGGGGAGACAGCCUGUUCUUUUGCCAUUGCUUUAGAGGCCACGCUCAGAGAAGUGGAAGACACCCAAAACAGCGGCCGACCAUUCCCAGAUCGUGAUGCAAAACUGGUGCGACAGUUCAUGAGGGGGUUGAUUGAAGAGGAUGUUUUUUUGAGGAUUGCUCCCAUGAAGCCGAGAAUGCUAAGCUUUCGGGAGCUACAGAAUGAGCUCAGGAAUAUAGCUAGAGAAGCCAAGAAGUUCAACCAGCCGAGGCAGAAGAAGACUUUCAGCCAGGUCCAGACUGUCACAAAUAGGCAAAGGUUGAUGACCUGCUGUUUUGGAGACUUGAACUACUCGCACCUCCCUGAAAAGAUAAGCAAGGUGAAGGACUGGCCACAGCCAACAAACCGUAAGGAGGUCCUUCGUUUCCUGGGGUUUGCGGGGUACUACAGGAGGUUUGUGGAGAGCUAUGCAAAGAUUGCUGCACCCCUCUACCGCCUCACUUCUGGUGACCCCAGAAAGAAAAAAAGGGGUCCAGGACUACGGUCUGGCCUGGCUCGCGUGGUCUUCCUCCUUCUCCUUGGGAGUGCGUGCGUGGUGCACGCGUCGUGCGCUCCAGGCCCUUCUCUGGGUCUGGGCCUGUUGUGGGACUUUGCCGUGAUUCCCCCACGUCUCUCCCCCUCCUCCUGCUGCCUGCGGGUGCGCGCACUGUCACCGGCAGGCACGAGGCGCACAGCGUGCGUGGCCCACGUUGGAGCCGCCACCUCCUGUUAA